AACAGAAAAAGACGGAAUAAGCCAUGUGAAUCCGUGAAGCUCGCGCGCUCGCUGAAAUAAUUUCCCGGCAUGCCUUACGAUUCGCUGUCCCAUUUCGCGCGCAGGUGACGGCGUUCGGCGGUUGGUUUGGUCUUCUGCGUCGCACAACGCGUUCUUCGAAGUCACACGAUAUCAGGUUUGAAACAACGUGUAGCACGUGAGCGUGUUCUCGACGAUUCUUCGGCGCAAAUGGAAGACUGUGCUAAGAACCUGAUGGCACCAAGCGUAAGGUGAGAAGAUCUUGAAACAGAUACUUGCAGCAGCCACGGGAAACAAUGACGCACUUCACACGCAGGCUUUUAUGUGAGGGGCAUUGCGCGCCCUGGGCUGACUUCGUAAGGAACUGUGCCCACAUAGACUCUCCGGCAAGCCCAGGGAAAACGCCUGGACAGCGCAGUCGGUUCUGGGACUUCAACCCGGGUCCCUUUCCAGUCCGGGCGAUGAAGCUGAGAGGUGACCAGGUUCGAAUCCCGGCACAGGCUGUGCUGUCUGGAUGGUGAACUAGAGAGCGAGAUGAAUGAACAGUACCAGGCUCAUUGGAAUCCGUACAUUUUUAAUGUACAGCCAGGUUACUUUUCAUGGUAUAACUGCACUCCUGGGUACUGCUACAAUCAGGGAGAUUCAGGGGUAUGGUACCCCACACCGCUGUGUCCAUAUCCUCCUCCUGACAAGGGAACUGCAGUUACUGGCAAAGACUAUGACCUGUGCACCAGCAUUUCAGUUGUGGAAAAGGUUGGCCAUGAACCUGAUGUGGUGCUCAGUGAGAACUGCAAUGCCUUCCAAUAUGCACCUUCUGACAAGGGAACUGCAGUUACUGGCAAAGGCUAUGACCUUCACACGAGCGUUCCAGCUCUGGAAAAGGUUUACCGUGAACCUGAUGUGGUGCUCAGUAAGAAAAGCAAUGCCCUCCAUGCUUUAAAACAAGAUGCAGGCUCAAGAAGUCCAGAAGCGAAAGACAACUUCACCGUUGUACCCAUGGACAUAUCGCCAAAGCGUAGCCCAUCCGUCAAACGCAGUUUGGUGAUGACCGGAGAUUCAUCGGAGGAAAAAAUGUGCAAGAAACCUAAACUGGUCUGCAUUCCUCUGGAGCCUCCCGAAGUAAGCGACCUGUCUGGCAAACUCACUGAACUAAGACACGUCAUCGCAAUGCAUGGUUGUCGUCGUGACUUGGCAGAUCGUUUAGACUAUCCGAAGGACCCAAGAAAGCCACCGCUCAUAGGGAAACGGCUACCCCGUGUACUGAAGACCGUUAGUUAUGAUACUGAAUGCCGUGUUUCUAAGUCGUUGGUGCUGACGAAGUUGAAACAAGAAUGCAGCAGUGUCUUAAGUGAUUGUGCAUCAUCAUCCAGCGUGCGCUCAAGUGUGGAAAGAUACAGCCAGUCGACUUCUCUACCACAUAGUGCAAGGAGUAACCCAGCAGGAGAUGCAACACCUUCCCACCACUGCAUAGAAAGUGCUUUGGAGUGUUCUAAUCUAACCGAUAACGCUACUGCUAAGAGUUGUGGUGGCACAACAGGGGUGUCCUCAGACUGUCUUCAUGGUGCAUAUACACCACACAGCACAAAGGUGAACUUCACAGGCAUCUUUGACAUACAGAGAGAUCUGCAUGGCUUCGCCUUACAGGGUCCCGUGAGUCUCUUCAGCCGUUUAGAGAAUGUAAAUGAUGCUCUCAUUGCCUGCUUCGACGAAUUGACUUCUUGAUAAUGAGCGCUCCAACAAGUCCCCCAGGCAUAAAGACGUGCGCAGUACAGGGCAGUACAUCCUGUACGAAACUUCGCCUCAUAAUAUGUAAAUUCAUUGGUUGUGCAAAAGCUUGUUUUACACUGUGAA
Molecule: messenger RNA, 1869 nt
Organism: Ornithodoros turicata
Lineage: Eukaryota; Metazoa; Arthropoda; Arachnida; Ixodida; Argasidae
Exons: 5
Coding region: 553-1740 (395 amino acids)
Source: RefSeq, a predicted model, not a curated record